AUGAGCUUGCCGCACCCCGCGCGUCUGCGUCUACUUGCUCGGCGAGAGCCCAGCCUUGGGCCGCUCCCGGGGCAGACACCGCAGGCCGCUGUCUUCAGACCCCCGGUGUUGGCCGGCCUGGAGGCCUCCGCCUCCCCGGGAGCUACGGUGGGGAGCCCCAAGUGCCAGCGCCCAGGCUUCUCCCUUCUCUUCUGCAGAUCCCGCUCCUCUGUUGCAGUUUCUUCCGGCACCCGGGCUCGGCCAGCCGCCGCUUCCUCCUCCGAGCCGCAGGCCUGCCCCGUCCCUCGGGCCGGUCACCCACGUGAGGGGGUGAAGACCGAGAACGACCACAUCAACCUCAAGGUGGCCGGGCAGGACGGCUCCGUGGUCCAGUUCAAGAUCAAGAGGCACACCCCGCUGAGCAAGCUCAUGAAGGCCUACUGCGAGCGCCAGGGCUUGUCCAUGCGGCAGAUCAGGUUCAGGUUUGACGGGCAGCCGGUCAACGAGGCGGACACCCCGGCGCAGCUGGAGAUGGAGGACGAGGACACCAUCGACGUGUUCCAGCAGCAGACGGGAGGCUCCGGGGCACGCGGGGCCCCGCACUAGCGCGCCGCAGCGAGCACGUGAGCCGCGGUCGCCGCCGGACCCAGGUCGCGCGUGGCGGCCCCUCGCUGAGGCCGCUGAGCGCGGCCGCCUCCGCCGUCGUCUUCCCGGCCGAGCAGCAGCAGCAGCCAGGAUUUGGGGUUUGCUGUGUCCCCUCCGCCCUGUCACCGUGCCCGCCCCCGCCCUCAGCCGUGGGGGCGGCGCAGGCGUCGGACGCCCAGAUUCACGGUUCGCGGGACUCGGAGGCACCAGGCUGCUGCUCACAAAGGACGCGCCACGCGUGGGCGACGCCGGCGCCCUGCCCCUCCCUCCGCGGGUCCCUGGGAGGGGGAGGCCGCGCCCACAAGCGGCUUCUGCGGACCGUCUGCUG
Messenger RNA from Condylura cristata (star-nosed mole), 952 nucleotides. It is a transcript of the gene SUMO3, whose product is annotated as small ubiquitin-like modifier 3. The transcript is spliced from 5 exons. Bases 1 to 585 code for a protein of 194 amino acids. Gene Ontology annotation, biological process: protein sumoylation. The record is from RefSeq and is a predicted model, not a curated record. Gene Ontology annotation, cellular component: nucleus. Gene Ontology annotation, molecular function: ubiquitin-like protein ligase binding; protein tag activity. Lineage: Eukaryota; Metazoa; Chordata; Mammalia; Eulipotyphla; Talpidae.